AUGAGCGAGCAGGACAUCAAGGAGCUCACAGCCUUGAAUCUGGCGUAUCUUCACUCCGACGAAUAUAGCGAUGUGGCUCGGUACGAGGAGAUGCUCACCGAAGACUUCCACGCAUCUCUGCCCGACUACAGCCUGCUGAAUCGAAAGGAGUUUCUCGACAUGAUUGGCAAGCCACGGCCGUUUACGGAGCUGCAGUGCCAGGACGUUAAGAUCCGCGUCCUGCCCGGUACCAAGUUUGCCCUGAUCCACGCUCGCAUGGCAUAUCGUACGAAAAGCGACGGCGUCGUUCGGCACGGUCGCUACACGGACGAAUACCAAGAGAGAAACGGGAAGUGGAUGUGUGUCGGCGGCAACGUGAUUGCCGAAAAGCUCUAG
Acaromyces ingoldii is the source of this 375-nucleotide messenger RNA. RefSeq lists its product as hypothetical. The record is from RefSeq and is a predicted model, not a curated record. Bases 1 to 375 code for a protein of 124 amino acids. The transcript has a single exon. NCBI's taxonomy places the organism in Eukaryota, Fungi, Basidiomycota, Exobasidiomycetes, Exobasidiales, Cryptobasidiaceae.